This is a messenger RNA of Paramuricea clavata, 1696 nucleotides long. The record is from the annotation of a GenBank genome assembly. Lineage: Eukaryota; Metazoa; Cnidaria; Anthozoa; Malacalcyonacea; Plexauridae.
AACUCCAAUCCUGUGGUUGAAAUAUAUGACAGAACAUUUGAUAGGCUUGUUAGUCAAGAACCUGUUUUUAUCAAUUUUUAUGUCCCAUGGUAAGUUGCCAUUAUUGAUUCAAUUAUUUCAUUUUAUAUCAAACUUCAUAAUUGUAAAUGUUUUUAGGUCAAAGGAAUCAAAAGCAAUUCAUGAGACGUGGAAAAAUUUGGGAAAACUUUGUCAAAAAGAAGGUUUAACUACAAUAGCACAGGUAAUGUUUUGUAGAUUCCUUCCUCUGUAAAUGUACAUCGGAGUAAUUUAUCAUUCUUUGGGUGUGGUUUAGGCAGGGAGCUUCAUUGAUAUAUACUACGUACUAUAUCAAGCUUGUUUGGCUACCUAUUGCAGCCUGGAAAGAACAUGCUUACAUCAUGCAACCUGCCUUUAAACUACUCAGUCAUUCUCUCUGUAGAUAAAUAGCGCUUCCUUCUUACCAUAUUCUAUCCUUUCUUCUGUCUAUACCUCAUCAACGUAUAAUCUAAUCUGUUCUUUCUUCUGUCACUACAGAUCGACUGCUCAAGAUUCUCUGAAGUCUGUAAAAAGUAUGAGGUAUGAUUAAAAUUUCAUGUCUGGACUCCUCUACCAUUAAUCUUUUUCAUAUAUGUAGUUCAGACACAGACCAUGGCAGUUUAUUUCAGAAUACCGUACUACCUACACUGGACCACCACGUUUGAGAUAUCUUUUCAGGUAGUUCAGACACAAACCACGACAGCUUAUUGUAGAAUACUACCUACACUGGACCACCACGUUUGAGAUAUCUUUUUCAGGUAGUUCAGACACAAACCGCGACAGCUUAUUGUAGAAUACUACCUACACUGGACCACCACGUUUGAGAUAUCUUUUUCAGGUAGUUCAGACACAAACCACGACAGCUUAUUGUAGAAUACUACCUCCACGUUUGAGUAAUCAUUACUUAUCUGUAAUUGUUUCUCUUGCUAGAUAAUUCAGUACCCAACUUUGAUACUGUUUAAAGAAGGCUAUAGAUAUUACUACAAUGAAGACAGAACUUUAAAUUCAUUGCAUAAAUUUGUCAAACUAUAUUUUCAUGAUGAAUUAUGAAGUGGAUAUUUAAUGAAUUAUUAUUAAGGUAUGCACAUAGUAUAAAUAGAAAAUAUUGUAUGUUGUAAUUGAUGUAUGUAGAAGUUUUAAAUACAUUUGUACCACCUUGUAUUUUCUUGCAGUUAAUAUCUAGAUAUUUCUGCCAAAUGAUAAUUUCCAAAUAUGGAUGGAAACAAUAUGAGAGCUUGUGAGAGGGCUAGACUGGAAGUUCACAAUCAGUCAACCUGAUCCAAUUUAAUUUAGUCACGUGGCUUUAAGUGAUUGAAUGGAUGGCGAUUGCCAGCCUCGUAUCUGUACCAGAUUGUCUUGUGUGCACUCAGCUACCAUAUCUUGUUUGCUUGCCAGUUUAUACUGAUAUCAUGUCCAUGAUGAUAACUUACAUCAAGUAUUGCCUCACAUGUUGGUACUCUGUACUGACGUCAUUAUGUCCAGGACCUCGUACGUGGUACCAUACCAGCACACUGACCUACAUCAAGUAUCACAUGCUGAAGUUACCCUGAGCUGUCACUCGUCACCAGGUCUUUCUUAGCUCGCUCUUCCAUUUUUUUCAUCGCGAUGUCAAUCUUUAGUUUCAGUCUGUUUUCAAAAUCAUAACCACUGCAUGUUUCCU